This is a messenger RNA of Anopheles darlingi, 1596 nucleotides long. RefSeq names its product golgin subfamily A member 6-like protein 6. Lineage: Eukaryota; Metazoa; Arthropoda; Insecta; Diptera; Culicidae. The transcript has 2 exons. The record is from RefSeq and is a predicted model, not a curated record. The coding region runs from base 45 to 965 and encodes 306 amino acids.
AGCCUGAAGUGAAGUGUGCGGUUGUGUUCGUUCCCAACAACUCCAUGCGUCGACCAUUCAAGAUGAGGUCGUUAACGCUGAUGGGCUUUGCAUGCUUUCUUUAUGUCGCGCUGGUAGUAGCGGACGACUCGGUUGCCAUUCGACAAAAACGAAGUCCUGCUCCAUUCUUCUUCAAAAAGGAUCACGACCAUCACGAACCAAAAUGUGUGUGGGAGAAGAAGUUGGCAUGGAAGGAGGACUGGAAGAAGGUAUGGGAGUCGAAAAAGGUCGAAGUGUGGAAAACCGAGUGGAAAAAGCAGCAGAUUCCAGUAUGGAAGGUGGUGGAAGUUCCUAUCUGGCGUGAGGUAAAGGUGCCAGAUUGGAAGAUCAUCAAGAAACCAUACUGGAAGGAAACAGAAAUACCAGCAUGGAAAGAAGUGCAGGUGCCAGACUGGAAGAAAAUAAACAAGCCCGUUUGGCGUGAGAUACAAGUCCCAGUAUGGAAGGAAAUCCAAGUUCCAGAGUGGAAGCAAAUCUGGGUUCCCGACACGGUAAAAGUUGGUAUACCUGGGGAAAAAUUCCUAGGAAAGGACGAACACGGAUGGGAGUAUACUAGCCAUGAUCUAUGGAAAAAAAAGAUGGUAUGGAAACCACUCUGGAAGAAAAUCUGGAAGACAGUUAAAAAGGAGGAAUGGAAAACAGAGAAGAAACUAGAGUGGAAAGAAGAGUGGGUACAAGUGUGGCGCACCGAAAAAAAGCAGAUUUGGGUAAAAAAGAAGGAAGAACUAUGGAAGGAAGAAAAAAUUGAAAUUUGGCGUAUUGAGAAGAAACAAGAAUGGGCCACUGAAAAGAAACUAGAAUGGAAAGAAGAGUGGAAGGAGAUCAAGGUUCCGGCCUGGAAAGAAGUGCAGGUGCCUGCUUGGAAAAAAGUGUGGAAGCCCGUCUGGGAGAAGGUUUGCGUUCCAGUCAGCCACGGAUGGCAUUAGUUCAAUAAGCAUCCGCUUCCAAAAUUAUUUCUUUUGUUAAUUGUUUGUUUGUUAUACUUUUCAUUCUUUUGUUGAUCAGUUGAUCGUUACUGUUUAGUACAAUGGUCUAGUUGGAAUUUUCUUCUGUCAGUUUCUACGUUCAAAAAUGAAACUAGCCCCGUCAGACCGCGUCAGUACGGUUUUCCUUUCACCGCUCGGAGCAUGUAGCACACACCAUGUUACAUAAUCUAACGAAAGUGGACCAACAUUCCAAUAUUUCCAGGGUCCAGUAUGCAGGUGCUGCUCUCUACAUUGGAAUUAAAUUUCCUAAGUCACCUGAAUUUUACUCUUUAUUUUGACCAUAAUGAAUGUUUAACGUUUAAUGUUGAAAAAUAGUUAGAAUGUCUUAGAAAAUUGAUAUGCCUUUGUAAGAGAACAGGCAGGACAUUUAGCCGAGAGAAGACUAGACGAACGUAAAAAAAUCACACGUUUCCUCGGAAUUCUAUAUUUCGCACGGUCACGAAUACUUCACACACCAUUCACAUUAAUACCUCAUCCUAUAUCUUAUGUACCUUUGUAAAUAGUGUUGUAAAUAGUUGUUGAAUUGACGAGCAAAUGUGCGUGGGAUGCAUUUGUGGAAUAAAAAAAAUAU